UUACCAAACAUGUUGGCCUCUCGAUUGAAUCUCCUACUGCCCCGCAUGUCCUGGCUGCGAGGCUGUUCCACGACGGUGGUGGGCCAGCAGCAGCAGCGCCAAGUGCCCACGGAAUCCGUGCACGAUCCGCUGCAGGCGCUCGCCCUCAAGGAGCAGUGCAUCCUUGUGGACGCCAACGACCAGGCCAUUGGAGCAGCCUCCAAGGCCGACUGCCACCGGGUGCACCCAAAGUCUGGAGAUGUGAGGCUUCAUCGCGCCUUCAGUGUAUUCCUCUUCAACGCAAAAGGCGAGAUGCUAGUGCAAAAACGUUCGUCCCACAAGAUUACCUUCCCAAACACCUACACAAACGCCUGCUGCAGUCAUCCGCUCCACGAGAUCGAGCAAGAGCGCCAGGAGAGCAACGCCCUGGGCAUCCGAUUGGCCGCCCAGCGACGCCUUAACUACGAACUGGGCAUUCCCAUGGAGGAGCUGCAGCCGCAGGACUUUCGCUACCUGACCCGCAUUCACUAUGCGGACACAGGCGAUGGCGUUUGGGGCGAGCACGAGAUCGACUACAUCCUGUUCCUGCAGAAGGACGUUACUCUGCAGCCAAACAGCAACGAGGUCAGCGAGGUGCGCUUCCUGCGACGCGACAAGAUCGACGAGGCGGUGGCCAAGUUCAGUGCCCCGUUGACACCCUGGUUCUCCCUGAUUCUGCAGCACCGCCUGAAGCUGUGGUGGGACAAUUUGCAUCAGCUGGAGCAGUUCGAGGACUUGAGCAACAUUCAGCGCUUUUAAGUGUGCUAACGAACCAAAAAUACAAGUAAUGACGCCUCAAA
Drosophila gunungcola (fruit fly) is the source of this 818-nucleotide messenger RNA. It is a transcript of the gene Idi, whose product is annotated as isopentenyl-diphosphate Delta-isomerase 1. The record is from RefSeq and is a predicted model, not a curated record. Gene Ontology annotation, cellular component: cytoplasm. The coding region runs from base 10 to 777 and encodes 255 amino acids. The transcript has 2 exons. Lineage: Eukaryota; Metazoa; Arthropoda; Insecta; Diptera; Drosophilidae. Gene Ontology annotation, molecular function: isopentenyl-diphosphate delta-isomerase activity. Gene Ontology annotation, biological process: isopentenyl diphosphate biosynthetic process; isoprenoid biosynthetic process.